Torulaspora delbrueckii is the source of this 2007-nucleotide messenger RNA. It is a transcript of the gene SPP382, whose product is annotated as mRNA splicing protein SPP382. Lineage: Eukaryota; Fungi; Ascomycota; Saccharomycetes; Saccharomycetales; Saccharomycetaceae. The record is from RefSeq and is a predicted model, not a curated record. Bases 1 to 2007 code for a protein of 668 amino acids. Gene Ontology annotation, cellular component: U2-type post-mRNA release spliceosomal complex. Gene Ontology annotation, biological process: spliceosomal complex disassembly. The transcript has a single exon. Gene Ontology annotation, molecular function: nucleic acid binding.
AUGCCAAGUGAGAAGAAUUGUCGGUUCUUUGAGAACCGAAUGGAUCCCUAUGGGUAUAGCGAUGAGGACAGAACUGAAGAUGAAGGAGACAAGAAGCCCAAUUUCUUCACUAAUGGGGGUACAGAAAUGAGUAAGAAGUAUGGUAUUGGAGCCAAGCUUCUUUCGAAGAUGGGCUAUGUUGCAGGUCAAGGUCUGGGGAAGGACGGAUCAGGUAUUGCCCAUCCCAUCCAAGCCGAGCAAAGACCAAUGCCCAGUGUGGGUCUUGGAAUGAUGAGCAGUCUGGGGGAUAAGUAUAAUGAGCGUUAUGACAGCUCAGAUGAUGAAGAGCAGGCUCCUCGAUCUCACGAUGUUGCAUUCGAGAAAUCUGAUGUCAAGGUUAUGUCAAAGGAUAAUAAAGUACAAGAUAGACAUCAAACACAGCUAAAUCGAAUUUUGAGUGAUUUGCAGUCAAAGCUAAAUCUCAAAAUUUCACCAGGGUUCUUGGAACGGAUAUCCUCAACAUCAUUUGAUCAAAAGGUGGAGCUGGAACGUCUAGCUACCUCCUUACUUAAUGGACAGGAGCGAAUCACGACUAUAGAUGAUAGAAUCAAGAUAUUAGAGGCUGAAGUAGCGGAACUUGAUGAUGAAGGUAGACUACUAUAUGAUAUUGAUGAAUCACUGAAGAAAAACAGCACAAUUUUGAACAAGGCAGACUGUAUUAUGGGCCUUUCAGAUACCGAUUUAGUCGACAGUUUGCUAGCUAAUAUACUGCGACGGGAAUACUUGAUGCAAGAUGACAUAGUUGUCCCUACCUCUGAAAAUUUGGAUCAGUUGGUAGGACUCGCCGAGAUUUUGCGAUACCAAAUGGAUACAUCAUCGACUCAACUCAAUAGGACUCAAAGUACGAUCUACAAGCUCAUUUUCAAAAGAUUCCUCAAAUUUUGGGAAGGCUUCACAGUCAACAAGGAGCAGACAAACAUGAUGAUAUCUUUGAUGUUAGACUUCGAACCUUUAUUAAAAUUUAUCAGCUGUUUUGAUUAUGUUCUGGAAACUUUCAUAUAUCCAAAGCUAAUAAGGGCUUUGGCCUCCUGGAAUAUCACAGGGAAUGACGAGUUUCCUCCUCGAGUAUGGGUAUUCGAUUUUCUAGUAAUAACGAAGCUCCAAACCAGAAAUAAGUUGGAAGAAUUAGCAGUUGAGAAGUUGAGUAACUACUGCGAUUCAUGGUAUCAUCGAGAUUCAGAGGUCAUCCGAAAAGCAGAUUUAUUGUUUAUGCAAGAACUGCUAGGCAAAAAAUAUCACGAGGUGGUGGAUAGUAAGCUUUUGCCCAAAUUCUUGGACCAAUUGUGGGAAAAGCAUUUUGAUCCUCUAGCCGAGCUAGAGGAUUGGGAAUCGGCCUCUAUCGAGGAAGGCUCACUUUACUAUUCGAGAAUGCUUAAGCGAUACCAAUAUUACUUCAGCGAUGAGGUUUACAACACACUAAUCACUGCUAUGUUUAAUGAAUACAACAAAGUACUUUAUCAAUGGCUAAUCUAUUCUGAACAAGAAGAUGUAUCGAAGGCAAAGCAUUGGUUUUUCUGGCAAAUCAAUGCAAUGUUUCGAGAUGCCACCCCAAUAGAGAUCGAGCUGAAAGAGAUACGAAAGACGAUGGCAUUACUUAAUGAUAGUGCGCAUCAACCCAUUCAUGACGAAUCCUUCAAUCUCUUCCGAAGGUUGCGGUUGGAGCUCAAGGAACCAACCGAAACUGCUAAGACAGGGACUUACACAGUUCAGAACAUUCCUAUGCGUAAAGUUGUCCCGCAUUUCAAGGAUGUGGUUGAAGACUUUUGUGCCGAAAAUGCUUACGUACUUCAGAAAUUGCAAGGUCAAUAUACUCAACUCCCGUAUGGAGUACACAAAGAUACAUUGGCACCUGUGUUUAAAAUCAGUCGAGGAAACUCGAGUGUUGACAUAGCGAUGAAAGAUGAUAUUCUGUGGGUAAGAAACGACAAGGGCAGCUUUGUCCCUACGUAUUUGUACGAACUUAAAUGA